Pantherophis guttatus is the source of this 1641-nucleotide messenger RNA. It is a transcript of the gene FBXO7, whose product is annotated as F-box protein 7. Gene Ontology annotation, molecular function: protein kinase binding. NCBI's taxonomy places the organism in Eukaryota, Metazoa, Chordata, Lepidosauria, Squamata, Colubridae. The record is from RefSeq and is a predicted model, not a curated record. Gene Ontology annotation, biological process: positive regulation of autophagy of mitochondrion.
GGGAGCUUAGGCGGCGCGAGCGCAGUUGGCCGCCAUGAAGCUCCGCGUACGGCUGCAGGGGCGGACGGCUCCGUUGGAGUUGGCGGAGGCGGAGCCACGGCUGGGGGAUUUGCGUGCGCACCUUGGCCAAACCGUCUUGCCCGCUUGGGGUUACAGUUCUGACAUCAAGUUUGCGAUAACAUUGAACAACAAAGACUCCCUUACUGGAGAUGAGGAAACCCUAGCAUCAUUUGGGAUUGUUUCAGGAGACUUGAUAUGUUUGAUAUUGGAAGAUAUUGAGACAGAAUUAAGAGUAUUUCCAACUCUCACCUCAUCCCUGCAACCACAACAGAAUAAUCAUGAACCAUCCACUUCAGCCAUUUGUCACAACCAAUCUAAAAUUCUAGAUAGCGAAAGACACAAUGGACAUUUACCAGACGAUAAAGUUCAAGAUGAUAUUCAGAUGAAUACAGACAAUAUGGCAGAAUCCAGCCAAGCAUUUGCUUCAGAAGCUGUAUCUGAUGACUUUGACUUCCAAGAAGCUGCAGGUUCUUAUCCUUCAGAGCCAAUGCUUUGCUCUGAAGCUACGGAUGGACAAGUACCACACUCGCUUCAGACCCUGUACCAUUCUGCAGAAUGUACCAGUGCCAAUGAUGCCUUGAUAGUUUUGAUCCAUCUUAUCAUGAUGGAGACAGGAUAUAUACCUCAAGGAACACAGUCAAAGGCAACAAGAAUGCCUGACAAAUGGCGAAACAGAGGUGUUUAUAAGCUACAGUAUGCCCAUCCCCUCUGUGAAAAUGGCAUUGCUGCCCUUACUUGUGUGCCUUUGGGAGACCUUAUUGUUAUCAAUGCAAUGCUGAAGAUUGACAUUGACAUCAAAAGUGUAAAGAGACUACAGCUUCUGCCAGCAACAUUUAUCUGCUUUGAAGACUCAGGAAAUGUUGCAGGCGUGUAUAAGGACCUUCAGAAGCUCUCUUGUCUCUUUAAAGAUCGACUGGUAUACCCUCUUCUGGCUGCUACUCGGCAAGCAUUGAAUCUACCAGAUGUGUUUGGCCUGGUGGUUCUUCCAUUGGAGCUGAAACUCCGAAUCUUCCGGCUCUUGGACUUUCGCUCAUUAAUUUCUUUGUCUGCUGUUUGUCAUGAUCUUCAUGCUGCUUCAACUGAUCAGUUAUUGUGGAGGUUCAUAUACUUGCGAGAUUUUAGAGAUCCGGUUGCCAGAUCUCGAGACACGGAUUGGAAAGAACUGUACAAGAAAAAAUUGAAGCAGAAGAAAGACGCACUGAAGUGGAGGCACACAAUGUUUCUGCCCCCUCCUCCCCUCCCUGUGCCAUUUCAUCCCAGUCCAUUGUAUCCCAAUCCUUUUUGUCCUAAUCCACUUUAUCCCCCCAAUAUCAUUGGUGGUGAAUUUGAUGAGAGGCCAGCAGUCCCUUCCAUUGGUGAUCCAAUAAGCUCCCUCUUUCCUGGCCCUGCUGAGCUUCCAAGUCUUCCUAUUGCCCCACACUUAGAUCCAUUCUCUACUUUACCAUAUUUCGAUCCUUUUGUGUCAUUUCCAGAACCCAAUCCAACUCUCCCAGGAAGAGGCAAUCGGAGCCGCCCAAUUGAUAGUCGCCGUGCAUUCAUAUGAGAACUCUUUCAGCCUUAUUGAUAAAGUUUUAAACCUCU